AAGCUCAGAUCAAGGGCAUCAAUGAGCCCAGGCAGCAGGAUGAACCCCAGGAUCAUCCUUCAGAAGUUGUCCAUGACUGUGAUGCCUUCAAUCCCGAUUCCCACGUCCUCUGGCUCCCCGUCCCCAUCUCUUCAGUCUGUGUCCCCAUGAUUGGAUGGAUCCACUCAACUCCAGCCACCUCCCCAACAACCAAUCAGACUUGGGCAGCGUCUUCACCCACCAGGUGCUCCCUCCGCUCUACUUCGUCAUCUGCAUCGUGGGCCUGUGCCUGAAUGGCGUCGCCGCCUGGAUCUUCUUCAGAGUGCCCAGUGACUCGGGUCUGGUGGUCUACCUGAAGAACAUGGUGGUGGCCGACCUGCUCAUGCUCUCCACCUUCCCCUUCAAGCUGGCAUCUCAGCUGGGUCUUGGCGGCUGGCGGAUCCACGUGGUCAUCUGCCGCUACACCGCCGUGCUCUUCUACUCCUCCAUGUACGUGGGAAUCGUCUUCAUGGGCCUCAUCAGCCUAGAGCGCUACGUCAAGAUUGUCCGACACACCUCCUCCUCCUCCACCUCGUCCUGCAUGUCCAGGUUGUGUGGGAUCUCUGCGCUGCACGUCCUGCAGAGCGUCGGCUUUGCCCGGGUGCUAGCACUCUUCACCUGGAGCCUUCUCCUCCUCUGCGCACUGCCCAACGUCAUCCUGACCAGCCAGCCGGCCAAUGAGGAGAACUCCCGGGACUGCAUGAAGCUGAAGACGCCCCUGGGCGAGCAGUGGCAUCAGGUGUCCAUCCACCUCAACGUGUCACUGUUCUGGGUGACACUGCUGGUCCUCGCCUUCUGCUAUGCCUCCAUCGCCCACCGGGUUUACCAGUCGUACCGUCGAGUGCAGCGCUCCAACAGCAACGCCUGCCGCAAAUCCAACCGCAGCAUCUUCAGCAUCCUGGCAGUGUUCGUCGUCUGCUUCGUGCCGUACCACAUCUGCCGCUUGCCGUACACUUUCAGUCAGAGGACAGGAUCGGGCUUGUCCCUGGGCGCCCGGUUCCUGCUGUUCCAGCUGAAGGAGGGGACACUCUUCCUGUCGGCGCUCAACGUCUGUCUCGACCCCGUCAUCUACAUCCUCAUGUGUCGGACCUUCAGAGAGUCGCUGCUGAGGAAACUGUCAGGGAGGGAGAGGAGGAGAUCCCUGACCACCGCCCAGAGUCUGAGCAACAUUUAGGACGAGAGACGGAAGAGGAGACGAGGGGAGACGAAGGAGGAGCGAGAGUAGAGGAGGAUGAGUGGAGACAAGUGGAGAGGAGACAAGAGGCGAGGAGAAGAGAACGAGAGGAGAGGAGACAAGAGGAGAGAUUCAAGAU
This is a messenger RNA of Hippoglossus stenolepis (Pacific halibut), 1331 nucleotides long. RefSeq names its product P2Y purinoceptor 14. NCBI's taxonomy places the organism in Eukaryota, Metazoa, Chordata, Actinopteri, Pleuronectiformes, Pleuronectidae. Gene Ontology annotation, biological process: G protein-coupled receptor signaling pathway. The transcript is spliced from 2 exons. Gene Ontology annotation, molecular function: G protein-coupled purinergic nucleotide receptor activity. The coding region runs from base 155 to 1192 and encodes 345 amino acids. Gene Ontology annotation, cellular component: membrane. The record is from RefSeq and is a predicted model, not a curated record.